GUCUGAACUCGGAAAAAAAUCUGUAGAUUCUGUACCAUCCCUCAUACCCGCAUUUGACAUUUCCCUCUGCAGUCCCGUUUAAACCGCUUGUAUAGAAUCUUCAUCUGUCAUAAACACAGAGUACUACUUCCUCGCUUCGCAUUUUAGAGCUUAAAUCCAUUUUAUUCAUCAAUCAAAACCGCUAAAUCAAUCGCUGGCAUCGCCGUUUUUCCCCCAUUGGAAUCAAAUCAGAUUCAUCCCUAUUUCAGCGCCACCUUUGCCUUGCUUAUUGCAAGCCGUCUGUGCUCUUCAAUUUUCUUUUCUUUUUUUUUUUCGAUUUUGAGAUCUGUCAUUUGUGGUUGGGGUUUUGGAUUUUCAUAUGUUUCAAUUUCCAAAACUCUAAACCUAGCCCUAAUUUCUUGACGAAGCGAUGAAGAGAAGCCAGCUCCCUUUUGGUUUAGAGCGAAAGUGGCUGAUGCCUUUGAUUGUAAGCUCCGUAGUUUCUGUUGCUGUGCUUCUCGUAGUGACUCUGGGUCAUGCAAAAUCUGCUACAAUAUCUGAUUACUCUACUGUUCGACGGAAAUCGAUGAAUUUGGACCCAAAUUAUGUCAAUAAUGAGGAUCCAUCAGAUCUUCCGAGGUUGCCAAGAUUUGCUUACUUGAUAUCUGGCACGAAAGGGGAUGGACAACAACUAAGACGAGUCCUGCAAGCUGUUUAUCACCCACGGAAUUAUUACCUGUUGCAUCUGGAUGUUGAAGCUUCUCCUGCCGAACGGCUUGAGCUAGCCAAAUUUGCGAAAUCUGAUCGGGUUUUGCGGGAAUUCAACAAUGUACUGGUUGUGGGUAAAGCCAACAUGGUCACUUACAAGGGCCCAACAAUGAUUGCCUGUACGCUACAUGCUAUCGCAAUUCUACUGAAGCAGGCCAAGGAGUGGGACUGGUUUAUAAAUCUCAGUGCGUCCGACUAUCCUCUCAUAUCACAAGACGACCUUUUCCAUGUUUUCUCAUAUUUGCCCAGGGAUUUGAACUUCCUCGAGCAUACAAGUAACAUUGGUUGGAAAGAGCACCAAAGAGCAAGGCCUAUCAUUAUAGAUCCAGGAUUAUAUCAUUCAAAAAAAUCUGGUGUUUUUUGGGCAAAAGAGAAAAGGUCUAUGCCUGCUUCCUUCAAGCUAUUCAUGGGGUCCGAGUGGAUGGUGCUGACAAGAUCGUUCCUGGAGUUCUGUGUGUGGGGCUGGGAUAAUCUCCCUCGUACUCUACUCAUGUACUAUACCAACUUCUUGUCAUCCCCCGAGGGGUACUUUCACACCGUAAUCUGCAAUUCAAAAGACUACCAGAAUACAACCGUCAAUCAUGACCUGCAUUACAUAAAGUGGGAUAAUCCUCCAAAGCAGCAUCCCAUCACCCUGACUUUGGAACAUUUCAAUGCGAUGGUCCAGAGUGGGGCUCCUUUUGCACGCAAGUUUAACAAGGAUGAUCCUGUUUUGGACAGGAUAGAUCAUGAGCUUUUGGGAAGACUGGAAGGCCGAUUUACACCGGGAGGUUGGUGCAUGGGGACUUCCCUUAUGGGCAAAGAUCCGUGCACAGUCUUUGUCAAUCCACUGGCUAUUAGACCAAGUAUAAGUUCAAAGAGGCUGGAGAAGCUGUUGGUGCAACUGCUUGAUUCUGAAAAUUUCAGACCUAAACAAUGUAAAUAGUUGUAUAUGCUACAUUGUGAACUACACUUUGCCUCUCAAUGUUACGUCUAAAAAGGUAGGGCAUGUAUUCAUCACCCUCCUUUUUUUGAUACUCAACUGUCAAAGGAAUACCAGCUUCUGUAUUUCAUUCCUUCAUAUUCAAUGGAACAGUUGCAUUUGUUUAUUUA
Nelumbo nucifera (sacred lotus) is the source of this 1839-nucleotide messenger RNA. Its product is annotated as beta-glucuronosyltransferase GlcAT14C. Gene Ontology annotation, molecular function: glucuronosyltransferase activity. The record is from RefSeq and is a predicted model, not a curated record. Gene Ontology annotation, cellular component: membrane. NCBI's taxonomy places the organism in Eukaryota, Viridiplantae, Streptophyta, Magnoliopsida, Proteales, Nelumbonaceae.